Messenger RNA from Ixodes scapularis (black-legged tick), 6352 nucleotides. RefSeq lists its product as uncharacterized. Gene Ontology annotation, molecular function: heparin binding. The record is from RefSeq and is a predicted model, not a curated record. Bases 18 to 6080 code for a protein of 2020 amino acids. NCBI's taxonomy places the organism in Eukaryota, Metazoa, Arthropoda, Arachnida, Ixodida, Ixodidae. The transcript has 27 exons. Gene Ontology annotation, cellular component: cell surface.
GUGUUGGCUUCCGGACAAUGUGUUUGUUGUUCGCACUGCUGACAGCACACAUCGGGGGCGUGGCAUCGACGUUACUUCCCGGUGGUAUGGACGCACGAUUGACACAAGCCGCCAUGCAAGUCGUCAAGAGCCACACUACGCAUCAGGCGUACCCCAGCGCUGGAGAUGUUCCACCACUCUUCAGCAACGAUCAGCUGAUGCACUCUAACUACAGGACUAAGGUCGGCGUCAGUGACAGAGAAGAGUUGCAAGUGACGAAGCUGAUGCUCUCGGCCAUCAGGACAGACGUCUACGGCGCGGCCCGUUGGACGCACAUUCACCAUAACCACACCGACCACGUGAUGGCCACCACGCGGAACGGCGUUCACGUGUGGCGCUUCAACAGCCCAAACGCAGAACUUCGGACCAGGGACGCGAUGUUCCGUUUCAACUCCGGUUCGGAUGAAAUCAUCGACGCCAUUUUGUUCGUGAGAAACGAGAAGAACCUACAGACCAUGUACCUCGCCCUGGUCAUCAAGGCCGGGCAGACCGCCAAGUUGGUCGCGUAUGAAGUGGACUUCGCCGGACAGGCUAUGCUUUUUUCGUUGCCGUUGGGAGAAGUUCCUAUAAAAAUUCGCUGGCUCCAGUCUCAACAAGAAGGUGCGCUCGUUGUGCUCUUCCCAUCUGCCUUUGCAGACAUCGGCUUCACCGACAUUCGCCAGGGAGGAAUGGUGCUGAGCCAUAUUGUCAAGCUCCAUAUGCCAAUGGCAACUGACCUCGAGACUACAACCAUCAGCGGCUACGGUUACAUCACCGUGAGCAAUGCCACCACGGUGGUGGUGUAUCGGUCUGACGAACUGGCGAGCAAUUUCAGGGUCUUCGACAUCUUGCAUGGUGCAGACCUGACAGACAUCGCCCUCUUCAGAGUCGGCUUCGAGUCUUUCCUGGCCAUAGCGGGUUUCAAGGACCAGUUUCUCUACGUCUGGCGUGGAGGAGGUUUUCACUUAAGCCAAGUUUUCUCCAUUCGUGACGGGUUCCAGUGGCACCCUGUUGCUCUAGGCUCAUGUAGGGAUGACGUGCUGCUAACACUGGCCACGAAUGAUGCAACAUACCCAAUGAAGCUGUUUGCAUGGUCUUCCGAACUGAGGCAGUUCAUGGAGAUUCAAAGAGGGACUGUUCCUCUUGGAGGCUUCCUGGCUCUCAAGGACAGCCUUUCUUCAUUCAGUCUCAAGGACAAUGCUUGGCUCUUCUUCACGGAUGCUCUUAAGGGAGGUGCAAAGUCCCUCAUGGUGUCCACCAAGGUCGUCCUCCUCCCCAAUCCCGUUCAAGAAAAGGGAUCACAGCUGGUUCUCCGAAUGAGAAUUGCCAAGGAGCAACUGGACCAGCAGCAAGUUUUGCUCGGGCAAGCAUCGAACACACUGCGUCACGCCAUCAGCUCAAAGACGCCAGUGAAUGUGGUCCGCGUAAAGCAAGUAAUUCGGUCCGUCCUUGUCAAUGGACCAGUCUCCAUGGGUUUUGCAAAGCUACCACAAGGUCUCUCCAUGGAAGGCUCGCCAGUGUCCAUGAACAAACUGUACGCAAGAAUGCCGGAGCUCCAGAGAGCCAUCAGUGAAAUCGGUUUCAACCUCCGCAGGCUGACAUCGUCCCUCAAAGACGCCGUGUUCAAAAGCCAGCCGGUCACAAUCACCAUGCCCAAAACAGUCCAAGGAUGUCUGUCAACACAAUUGUUAAAGACUGCAGAGGCCAAUCUUGACACUAUCCAAGGCGUCCUCACCACUGACCUCUUCAGAAACUUGUACUGGAUGAACAAGCCUACACCCAUCACUGGAAGGAUCACCCUUGCAAGACCUGCUAGGGUGAGGAACACACUCCAGUCGCCCUCUAUCAACGGCUUGGAUCUUGCAGCAGCAGUCACCACUGACCGGCACCACACUCUUCAUGGUCUAACCACCUUUGCCAGGCCUCUGGAGAUUCUCAAAGACUCUGCCUUGGAAGGAACACUGAAUGGCAUUAAGCUUUCCAGUCUGGUCACAUUGGCAGGAACUCACUAUGUCUCGGCUUCAAAGAGCUUUGCUGUCGUAAACGUCGUGAAGGAACUUUCCGCCCACAGUGUGGACGGGGUGGACAUCGUCAAGGCAGUCGCAACGUCUCUGAAUGUGGUAGAUGACCAGGUUGCUUCCGGAGUCCUCAAGUUCACGAGGGAUGUCCACGCCAAGUCAGUGUUUGCUCCAGUUCUGAAUGGCAUCGAUGUUAGUGAUAUCGGUGGUCGCUUUGUUCGAAUGGACUGGCCAGCAAGCAUCACGGGCUUCAAACACUUCACCGGUGGCUUCGAGGCUCGGAAGCAACUGCAUGUCUUCGGAAGACUCAACCGUUUAGCCGUGCCCCAAGACCUCUUCCUCAAAGACGUCGAACAAAUAGUCAAAGGGCGAAAGUCCUUUAGGAGACUCGUGACAACAGUGACGACAGUGGAAGGCCUCGUUGAUGGAAUUUCUAUUCCAAAUGACAUCUAUAGGGUAACUGAUGCAUCUGCAAUUGACGUUCCACUCGCAUUUGCCAACGGGAUCAAGGCAGCUCGAGAUGUUGUGGUAGCAGGAACUCUCGAUCAGGUUGACGUGUCUGAUUUCGCAAGUUACGCCUUCAAACAACCGACCAAGGUUGUCAAGACAAAUGUCAUCUUCAAGUCUCCUGUCACUGUCCGGAAGUCUGUUCAAGUGAAUGCUAAGGUCAACAGUGUCCUUCUGGAUUCCCUGUACAAUGAUGCAAUCUUCCCAACCGGUGACCCCAUCAUCACAAUGGCUGGACAAAAAACCUUCCAUAAUGGAGCACAUAUUUCUCGGAUGACGGUAAAGGGAGCAGUGAACGGCUACAAUCUUCUCGAAGACCUCAUGGCCACCGAAGACCACCAGGAUGUAGGAGUUUUUAUUACAGGAACCAAGACACUUGCUGGACCUGUUGUCUUUGAAAAGGAUCUCAACUCCACCACCGGAAUCGUUGACGACGUCCCGGUUUUCAGAGUGUUUGCUGGGCGCAUCACUCUACACAGCGAGCAGAACAUCACGGCGGAACCACUUUUCCUGGACACUGUAAGAGUGGGACACCUCUACACACUGGGACGCAUCCAGGGACUCUUGUUUCCGCAAGACCUUGUGCUGAAAUCGGUUCCCCAACAAGUCUAUGGCACCAAGCACAUGGUUCAUGGCCUUUCUGCUGCUUUGCUAGAUUCGAGAAUUCAAGUGAGCGUUAAGGGACUCGUCGGAGGAGUGGACAUUGUAGACAUCGAUAGGAGGAGGGUGACCUUGUCGAGGCAUCAAGUAGUCUCUGGAGCACUUUCUAUUGGCAACGCGACAAUGUCCUCGCUGAAUGCUGUGCUCAUGAAUGGCCGACCGGUACAAGACUUCUUGCAGAAUGUGAUGUCCAGGACCCGGCUACAAGUUGUGACUGCUUCGAAGACUUUCUCAGGCAUUCUCAAGUCUUCGGCGCCAGUGUCGACUAUGAAAGGAGUAAAUGAUGUUUCUUUGAAGCUCAUCAACACAAACGCUGUCGGACUGCGAGGUCAGUCAGUCAUCGGUGCGCCAGUGGCUAUGAAAGACAUAUUUGUGGUGCUCGGGAAGAUGAGCAUCCGUGGCAUGUUGGAUGGACGAGACCUCAACACAUUUGAGGCGGACACUGUUCCGAAGCGAGGCUGGAUUUCGGUCCGUGGCAACUGCGUCUUCUACGGAGGCUUAGCAGUUCAUGGCAACAUUGCCGCUGGCGACGUGAACGAGCUCAUGCUUUCGUACGAUGCCCUGCUAAAAUCUGCCGACCAAAGUAUCAAGGGUCAUUACCAUUUCAAGAAGAAUGUGAAAGUUCUUGGAGAUCUCCCGCAUUUAGGUCACGUCAAUGGCAUCGACCUGUCUGUGUUGGACAUGCUGGUCGCCAAAGAGGACAGAGAAAAUGUCAUUCACUCAGACUUGGACAUCCAAAACGUGGCCUCAGUUGAGACUGACAUCAAUGUGGAAGGACUGGUCAACGGUCACAAGUUACGCUAUUUAAAGGAUAGGGCAAUCUGCCAUGCCAGGCACCACGACAUCCACGGUACCAAGGUCAUCCGUGGACCAGUCGAGUUCCUCAAUUCUCUCGACGUCCGCCACUACGACAAUCGAAGCCUCUCCGCCCUGUUCAACGACAUUGUUCUCCUCGACGGUCAUUUUACGACUGCACCCAAGACAUUCAAUGAUCUCCUCCUUGAGGGCUCCAUCAAGGCUAAACAGGCUCACUUGAAAGGGCAUGUGAAUGGCGUAGCGCUUGACAUGGUGCUGACGGAUGCAGUUUGGAUCAACGGGAAGUGUGAAUUGUAUGGAGAAAAGACUUUCAAGGACCACUUCACGGUCCACAAGAAUCUGACUGUUCUUGGUCUUCUGAAUGGGCUUCGUGUACCGGAUGAUCUUCUACAGCUCUGCCACACCAACUCUUGCCCGUACCAGCAGCUUCAUAGCCCAACGUUUGACGAGUUGCAAGUGCCGGGCCAUGUGCCGGUGUCCGAUCUUGUCAACGGGCACAACCUGCCACAAGCCCUGAAGAACACACUGUUUGUGCAUUCUAACCAGACAGUACCAGGAACAAAGGACCUUCAGUCUACAGUUUUCACGAGGAAUGUUCUGCCACGCCGUGUCAACGGGGCAUCUUUUCACCAGGAGGUGGUCACUCUCGAGACGCCACAGACUGUGUUGACAACAAUUGCUCCCUCCAAUGUGAUUGCUCCAAAUGUCAAUGUUAAAGGUCUCAUCAACGGCAUAGACUUCAACAAGCUUGUGCGGGACGCAGUCUACCUCAACGUCCCGCAGACCAUUCCGGCUGCUCUGGAGCUCAACACGGUUGUGGCACAAAAGAACAUCAAGCUCGUGGGCACACUCAACAAAGUACAGCUGCCCCAGCUGCACAAGGACCUCUCGCUCUUUGAACGUGCCGCCAACCAGCUGGCCACAGUCAUGGGACAGAAGAUCGGCGAACAUGAGGCUGUUCUUGAUCGCCUGUCCUGCUUCCUGACGGAUUCAUACUCGUCGGUGGAUCAUUUUGUUCUGCACCAGUCGCUGGACGUGGAAGCCACGCUGGUGGAUGCAGAGUCCAAUGUAUACCACUUCCGUCUCUUGGACAGCCACGUGGGUCAGCCGGUGGCGCAGGCGUUCCACUUCGGAUGGAGUGGUGCGGACCAACGGUGGCAUCUGGAGAGCAGCGUGACGUCCGACGAGGGUCGCCGGAUUUAUUUCCGCCUCGAGGGAAAGCUGCUCUGGCUGGAAGAGCCGCUGCCGGACAGCAGGGCUAAACGUGGGAUCCUGACUGAUGGCACUGCGGUCCUGUACAACUUCGGCGACGUGCACAGCAUGUCUGCCGUGGCUGCGGAUGCCACAAGUGCCAUCGUUGCCAGCUUGACAAAGAACGGUGUCUUGGACGUCUUCAGUUUCACUCUGCAACGCUCUGAACCUACAAUCAUUGGCACCAUCAAUCCAGGACAGGGUGCCCAAGCUGUCAAGCUGUUUGCUUUCAAGGGGGCGGUUUAUGCCGUCGUAUCGACCUAUGACCCACAAGCGUGCCUUGUCGAAAACAUUCGGUCAGCUGUCUACCUACGGACAGGCCGGGACCGCUGGACAGUCAUUCAGAGGGUGUACGGGGGCGCAGCCAUCGAAUCCUUCAGCAAGAACGAGCGACUCUAUGCCGUGUUCACUGACGUUGAUGUCUACAGUCACUGCGGCGAACCCAGCCUCGUAAAGGUGUACCGCACAUGCGCAAGCAAGAGCUCUCCUUUCGAGCUGUUCCAAACCCUUUCGGUGGUCUCGGUGUCAAAGUUGGCGGUGGUGCACUUCGGAGCUCGUCUCGACGUCUACAUGGCUGCUGCAAACCACACUACGGUUGUGGUCUACAAACUACAAGGGGAGAGCGGCUUUGGGCUUGUGGCUGCAAUCGCCGUGACUCAACUGACCGACAUCGGCCUGUUCGUUCUCGAGGGGGACCUGUACCUCAUAGUGGCUCAGGGACACAGUACGGACAGCACUGGGAAGACCAUAGUGUACAGGGCGGCCACACAAGGUGCCAAGGAAACCUUCAGGAGGUACCAGCUGACGUGACCAUCCCUUCAGCGAUCUGCGACUGGGCCAUUUUAAACUGUUUUUACGGUAUAUAUACAAAUGGGCGAACUAAUUGUUAUCGUUGCAGUAACUGCCUUUUUUGGCAACGUUUUGUUGUUUUAUGGUGCGUAACAUUUUUAACCACGCAAGAAAAAAAAUAAUAUUUCAGAGCUGUGUAUUUGGUAUUGUCUCGUGUAGCGUUAGCUGUUAAAAAACGACUGCACAUGUGCCCAGCACUGCCUACUGUGAGACAAUAAAGACAUGAUCAUUCA